Messenger RNA from Carcharodon carcharias (great white shark), 633 nucleotides. Its product is annotated as vegetative cell wall protein gp1-like. Bases 1 to 633 code for a protein of 210 amino acids. Lineage: Eukaryota; Metazoa; Chordata; Chondrichthyes; Lamniformes; Lamnidae. The record is from RefSeq and is a predicted model, not a curated record. The transcript has 3 exons.
AUGAUUGAUAACGCAACAACAAUCAGCAACCUGUGCUUCCUGACUUUGCCUCUUGUACUCCUGGUGAUUUUAUCACAGGACCAUCCUCGCCAGUGCCCCAUGGCCAAUCAGAUAGCAAAGACUCUUCGUUAUCCGAUUGGGCGAUUCAUGCCCACCCCCAACCCGGCCGAGCCCACCCCCAACCCGGCCGAGCCCACCCCCAACCCGGCCGAGACCACCCCCAACCCGGCCGAGACCACCCCCAACCCGGCCGAGCCCACCCCCAACCCCGCCGAGCCCAACCCCAACCCGGCCGAGCCCACCCCCAACCCCGCCGAGCCCAACCCCAACCCGGCCGAGCCCACCCCCAACCCCGCCGAGACCACCCCCAACCCCGCCGAGACCACGCCCAACCCGGCCGAGCCCACCCCCAACCCGGCCGAGCCCACCCCCAACCCCGCCGAGCCCACCCCCAACCCCGCCGAGACCACGCCCAACCCCGCCGAGACCACGCCCAACCCGGCCGAGCCCACCCCCAACCCGGCCGAGCCCACCCCCAACCCGGCCGAGCCCACCCCGAACCCCGCCAAAAACUGGUCCAGUUGCAAUGCCAGAUAUCAGGUGACCUGUGGCAGCCAUGUCUUUGCUUUUUAA